AUGAAUCUUCUUAAAAUCACUGAAAUUGUAUGCGGAUCCAUUUCUGCGAUUGUCAAUAGCUUUCUUGCGUAUUUGAUUCUCACCAGGUCUCCAAAAGAAAUGGGACCUUACAAAUGGUUACUGUUGUAUACAACUGUCUUUGAGAUGAUAUACACUUUUGUUAACUUUCUCGGUGGUCCAAUGCUUACUGUUUCUGCUUCGGUUUUUCAAUGUCAAUGUUUAGCGCUCAUUUCAUUUACAGAUAUGGUGCAGUCGAUGAGUGAAUACUGUAGCUACAAGUCAGAACUCACACUAACUUUCAGAUUAUUUUAUCACAAGUACAUGCGUGGGCCCCGAAAAAUUGCCCUUUUCAUUUUCCCAUUAAUUUCGGGAAGUUUGUGGGGCCUGGUGUGCUGGAUAUUUCUAGGAGAGAAACCAGAAAUAUCAGAAUAUUUGAGGCAAACAAUGAUGGAUAAUUAUGAUCUAAACAUUGAUGAGUGCGUAUAUGUGAGUGCCCGAUUUUGGCUCACCGAUUACAGUGGAGGUCUAUACCCAGACAUUUCUUCGUUCCUUGCAAUUUUUUUGGUCUCGAUAAUUCUGAUUACUUCUCUAUCUUGUAUAAUUUAUUUUGGUGUCAGAUGCUAUCGAUGGGUUACAGAAAUUAUCGAAAAUUCAAAAUCCCUGUCUCCAGUGUGUAAAUCCCUUCAGACUCAACUAUUCCAUUCACUUCUGGUUCAAUCGACUCUUCCUCUCAUUCUAAUGUACCUUCCAACUGGCAUCGUAUUCAUUUUCACAAUGCUGAACAUUGAAUUAAACAUCAAUUUUGGAUUCAUUGGUUACACUAUUGCCAUUUAUCCAGCGAUCGAUCCAUUUCCAACCAUUUUCAUAAUCAAGAAGUACAGAGAAAGAUGCAGCAAAAUUCUUCGAAGUAUUCUAAUUUUUGUUGGGAACAAUAACAAACCAAUUUCUCAAAAUACCGUUUUUGUAACCCCAGUGUCUGUAAAUCCAGUUAAUUAUGCCAGUUGCUAA
Molecule: messenger RNA, 1008 nt
Organism: Caenorhabditis briggsae
Lineage: Eukaryota; Metazoa; Nematoda; Chromadorea; Rhabditida; Rhabditidae
Exons: 4
Coding region: 1-1008 (335 amino acids)
Biological process (GO): G protein-coupled receptor signaling pathway; olfactory behavior
Molecular function (GO): G protein-coupled olfactory receptor activity
Source: RefSeq, a predicted model, not a curated record